This is a messenger RNA of Tetranychus urticae (two-spotted spider mite), 1041 nucleotides long. RefSeq names its product proteasome alpha3 subunit (gene Prosalpha3). Gene Ontology annotation, biological process: ubiquitin-dependent protein catabolic process. Gene Ontology annotation, cellular component: proteasome core complex, alpha-subunit complex; proteasome core complex. NCBI's taxonomy places the organism in Eukaryota, Metazoa, Arthropoda, Arachnida, Trombidiformes, Tetranychidae. The record is from RefSeq and is a predicted model, not a curated record.
UGGUUAGCAAUGAUGGCUUGAGAGAUUGCGCUUAGGACGAUUAUAAGCAAUUUUUAAAUAACUUGGUCAAAUUUGUUUACCGAUUUGUUUAAUUAGUUUAAUUAUUGUUAAUCUCGUUCAUCAAAUAUCAUGGCUCGGCGUUAUGAUACCAGGACUACUAUUUUCUCACCUGAAGGGAGGCUUUACCAAGUCGAGUACGCUAUGGAGGCCAUUGGUCAUGCAGGUACUUGUCUUGGAAUUUUGGCUUCGGAUGGUAUAGUUUUAGCAGCGGAAAGGCGAAAUACUAACAAAUUGUUAGAUGAAGCAUUCUCAGCUGAGAAAAUUUACAAGCUUCAUAAUGAUAUGGCCUGUAGUGUUGCCGGUAUUACUUCGGAUGCCAAUGUUUUGACCAAUGAGCUUCGCCAGAUUGCUCAAAGGUAUCUUCUCCAGUAUGGCGAAAGUAUACCGUGCGAACGAUUAGUUAGCUGGCUUUGUGAUAUCAAACAAGCUUAUACUCAAUAUGGUGGUAAAAGACCAUUCGGUGUUUCCAUUCUUUACAUGGGUUGGGAUCGUCAUCAUGGAUUCCAGUUGUACCAGUCUGAUCCUAGCGGUAAUUAUGGUGGUUGGAAAGCUACCUGCAUUGGUAACAAUAGUGCGGCUGCUGUUUCUAUGUUGAAACAAGAUUACAAAGAAGGACAAACGAAUCUUGAUCAAGCCUUAGCUCUCGCCGUAAAAGUGCUUAGCAAAACCUUAGAUAUGAAUAAGCUUACUACUGAUAAACUGGAAAUUGCAACUUUGACCCGAGUGAACAACCAAACGAAAAUACGUGUUCUACCUCAUUCUGAAGUCGAAGAAUUAAUCAAAGCUUUCGAGGUAGAAGAAGCAGCUCGUAUCAAGAAGGAGAAAGAAGAGAAGGAAAGAAAGCAACAGAAAGAAAAAGAAAAAUCAAAGUGAUGAUUUUUUACUAAUUUACUCUACCUAAAGUUUCUUAUAACAAUUAAAGAUGAAGAUUUGUUAUAAAUUAAAACUAUAUCAUUUUUAUGAUUUCAAUGGCUAUUUAAA